AUGGCUCAUGCCUUCCUUCUCUUCCUCUUUUUCUCUUACAUUAUAUCUGCAAAUAUUCAUGGCUGCAAACAAACUGAAAGCAACUCCCUCUUGUCCUUUUCCUCCGCUCUAUCUUCUCCUCAUUUAAAUUGGACAUCCAUUGAUUGCUGUCGUUGGAAGGGCAUCACUUGUGAUCAAGAUGGUUGGGUCACCCGUUUGCUCUUACCUUCCAAAGGGCUCAAAGGAGUUGAUUUGUCCAGCAAUAUCCGGACAGUUGAUUUGUCCAGCAAUCACUUCUUUGGUGCAAUUCCAUCUUCAUUCUUCCAACAAGCAAGCAACUUGACUAAUUUCAAUGUCAGCAACAAUAGAUUCACAGGGUAUGUCCCAUCCUCUAUUUGUCUCCAGUCUUCUCCCUCUGUUAGGCUAUUAGAUUUUUCUUCCAAUGUAUUCAGUGGCAACCUUGCUCUGGGGCUAGGGAAGUGUUCCAAACUGCAGGUUUUUCAUGCCGGUCAUAAUAACCUCUCAGGAUUAUUUCCAGAAGAUAUUUAUAAUGCUACCAAACUUGAAGAAAUUGCAUUACCUUUCAAUUCACUACAUGGAGCCAUUAGUGAUAAAAUUGUCAACCUAACCAACCUUGCCAUCCUUGACCUCUCCUUUAAUCAUUUUGGUGGCGAGCUUCCUCCCAAUUUGGGAAAGCUCUCCAAGUUGAAGUUUGUGACCUUUGAUUUCAACAAUUUAGAAGGUGAUUUGCCCCCAUCUUUGAUGAAUUGCACAAACCUUUUGGAAUUGCGUUUGGGAUCCAACAACUUGGAAGGAGAUAUCUCCAUGCUUGAUUUUUCCAGGCUUACACAACUUACUAAAAUUGACCUAAGGGUGAAUAACUUCACUGGUACGCUUCCAGUAAGCCUUUACUCAUGUAGGUCCCUAAAAGCCAUUCGGUUGAGUUGGAAUCAUCUAGAGGGACAAAUACAUGCUAAGAUUCUUUCAUUGAAAUCCUUGUCCUUCCUCUCACUUGAUUGCAACCGAUUCACCAACCUCACAGAGGCAAUGAAGAUAUUGAUGAGUUGCAAAAGUCUUCACACACUCUCGCUUUCUGGUUCCUAUAAAGGUGAGGGAAUGCCAUCUAAUGAUGACAUGGUUGAUUUUGAUGGAUUCCAAAAUCUUCGGGUAUUGACUUUGACAGAUUCUAACCUCAAUGGUCAAAUACCUUUAUGGUUAUCAAAGCUCAAGAAUCUAGAGAUGUUGCUAUUGGGUUAUAAUCAAAUCACAGGGCCAAUUCCAAGUUGGUUGGGGACUCUUCCUAGGCUGUUUUAUAUAAACUUGUCAAACAACCGAAUUUCAGGUGAAUUUCCAAAGCAACUUUGUAGACUACCAAGGUUGCUUUAUGAACCUAAUAUUACAUCUCAAGCAAACCAAUAUGAAUUUGAAUUGCCUAUCUACGUCCGGCGUGUCAACCAACCCACAAUUCAAUCUUUUCCAACGCAGAAAUUGUAUUUUUUUCCAGCAACGAUAGACUUAUCUAAGAAUAACAUUGUUGGUGAUAUACCUACUGACAUCGGCCAAUUGCAGCUUCUCCAGUUUUUGGGUCUUGACUCCAACAACUUCUCCGGUGUCAUUCCAAACCAAAUAUCUAACCUUAAAAGUUUAGAGGGUUUGUACCUCUCCAUGAAUCACUUGUCUGGAAUAAUCCCAUCAUCAUUGGCAAGCCUUAAUUUCUUAAAAGAAUUUAAUGCCUCAUACAAUAAUCUUGAAGGACCAAUACCAAUAGGCACCCAGCUCCAAAGCUUCAAUGCUUCAGCCUUUGAGGGGAAUCCAAAACUUUGUGGUGCCCCACUUCCAAAUAAGUGUGGACCAAAUAAGGGCAUUGAUGCAGAUAAAAAGAACAACAAAGACAUGCAUAAUGGGCUUCAUCAACUUCCAUGGUUUUAUAUUUUCACUGCGUUGGGGUUCAUAGUGGGAUUUUGGGGAGUCUGUGGUUCUUUAAUUAUUAACAAGACAUGA
Molecule: messenger RNA, 1980 nt
Organism: Prunus armeniaca (apricot)
Lineage: Eukaryota; Viridiplantae; Streptophyta; Magnoliopsida; Rosales; Rosaceae
Source: the annotation of a GenBank genome assembly